Paramuricea clavata is the source of this 18534-nucleotide messenger RNA. The record is from the annotation of a GenBank genome assembly. NCBI's taxonomy places the organism in Eukaryota, Metazoa, Cnidaria, Anthozoa, Malacalcyonacea, Plexauridae.
CUGGUGGAGAAAUUAUGCAAAGUGAAAGUAAAAAUGAAAUCUUAUAUGUAUAUGGCACAAGUAAAAUUCAGUUUUUAUUUUAUAUAAAUGGGCGGCAAAAAAAGUAAGCCAAAACCUCGAGAAACUAGUGCGAGACAAUGCCAGAGAUCGCUGCAAGAAGUGGCCCAAGCCGAACGCAAUCACAAAUUAAGACAGUACUUCCAGUUUGAGUUUGGCAAAGAUAGCAAAUUUCGGUUUCUAUUGGAAGUAACCGAUCCAUCGGCGUAUCCAGCAGAAAAACUACACAAAUGGAUUACAGAGCUGUUGGGACCUUUGGGGCGUUCCAUUUUGGGCGUUCAAUAUUUAAUAGACCCCAGGAGUACGCCACUUGCUGUUGUUUAUUGUAAAGAUUUCGAGACAGUACAGUGUGCAUGGUUGCGUUUAAAGAACAAAGAGUUGCCCAGUGGUAUUUAUAUAGGUACAUGUAUGCCUUCACAAAAUGAAACUGAAACAAGAGCUUCAGCUGUUGCAGGCGUUGCAGGAAAAGUCAAUGAGGAGAAUUAUGAUUUGCAUGAGGACAAGGUAUUAUUAUGUACUAGUAUAAAGUUGAAACCUCGACCCCCGGGACAGGGCGGGGGAUUUAACAUUUUGACAGUGUUAAAUAUUGGUAUUUACCCGCUACCCAGGGAAUAUUGACUGUAAAAGGAGGGCCCCCUAUACCUCUUCACACGGCUAAGUAAAAUAAGCCCUUCACGCUUCACGCAAAAGGUAUAGGGGGCCCUCUAAAAGUUCCCACCCCAAUGGCCCUGGUACUUUACAUUUACAAUUUCCCAUGGCUGAAGGAAAUUGUUGUACAGUCAAACAACAGCUGGGCAUUCUGUUGUCGCUGUCUAAAUAUUGCAGGCGCAUUUCUUUAACAAACAUUUUGAUUCUUCGAACGCUGAAAAUAUGCAUUGUGAGAGGAUUUUUGUCCUCUUUCACUGGUUUGUUCAUGGAAAAUAAAUUGUUUCUUGAAAGAUUAAGUUGUAGUGCUUGUACGCAACGAUAUAACGACUUAGGGCCAUUCCAUUUAAAAUCCACACCCCCCCUACGGAUGAGGUCAGUAAAAUUUUAACCCCUAAGAAAAAAAGAUCAAAGUGCCGACACAAAACACCCCUCAGAAAUUUGUGAAUUUUCCCCUUACCCCUCAGAAAAAUCGCAGAGAUCAAAGGAUGCUGACAGGCUUAACCCCUGAGAAACAACUUUUUGAGUCACCCUUCAGAAAAACUCAUCCGUAGGGGGGGGGGGGUGGACAUUAAAUGGAAUGGCCCUUAAUCGCAUGAAAACGUGCGAAGAAUCUUUAUUUACAAAUGGGCGACAAGUGGAAAUAUUUCACUCAUUGUCAGAGUUUCAGAAGCAGGGUACAGCAGUAUGGAAACAAGGAAGUGUUCAUAUUUUACUCUUGAUAGAAGCUGAGUUGUUGUUGUUUCCACAGGUAUGUUCAAUAAUUUGUUUGUCCUUCCUCAUCUGGAAUAAUAAGUGUCUUAAAAUAUUUUGAUGAACAUGACACAUAUUCCUCUUGCAAUUUCGUAAAAACUGGCUGUUGCCUUUAGUUAGAAAAUAUAUUUUAUGAAAGUUAAAUCAUGGGGAAAAUGUGCUAGAUGUUGUAAUUGACAAAUCCACUUGUGAAGUGAAAAUGUCAUGUUGUCACAUGCUUAUGAAAUUGCUCCUGUAUUGGUUUGUUAUAAAGUAAAAAUUGCUGCAAAAAUGCUUUUGAAAAUGUUCAAGUAUUGGUUGUUAUGAGAUAGGAAAUGCCGUAUUGAUUUGUUCAGUUUUAAGAGUCUAACGGCAAUCCUGAAUAUAGGCAUGCUUGCUUUGUGAAAUUCUGUGGUGAUAUGACAUAUAAAUAAAAAUAUCUUAAAAUUUUGCCCAUUGCCUCUCUCCGAAAUAUGGCUUAAAACUAUCCUUAUUAGUCAACCUUCAUGGAAAAGUUAGUGGGUAUGCUGGGAAAAAUGCCCGUGAUACUUUUUUUGGACACUGAAGAUGGUAACAUUUGAUGUUGUCAUAUAUUGCCAUCCUCUUAUCAUAGCACAACUUAACUUAUUUUAGUGAGUUUGUUAAAGAGUUUUGCUCACUAUAUGCCUGUAGUAUCUAAGAUUUUUUCAUAGAAUUAUAUGACAAAUGUAAGUUCUGUUUUCUUUUAGUUUUAGGUGAUAGUAUCUGUUCACUUGAGUGUUGGUAUCAAAUUUUGGACAAGUUUCAAUUAUUAUUUCACAUUCCUUUAUUUAAAUAUCCAAAUAAAUGGAAUAUGACAUCAAGUUGGAGGACUAGAUUCUGUUUCCAAACUUGUUUUUUGUAAAAGAGAAAAUAACAACUUAUUCUGUGUUGUUCUAAUAAAAACUAUUGUUUUUGAUAUGCAUAUUUAAUUUUUAAAAUUACAGUCAUUCUUUGUUAAAAUGUGUACCAAUUCCCUUUAUAACUUAUGUAGCCAAGUGUUCUAUCUAUUUCUGUUCAGAUUAAACAAAUGAUGGGUAAAAUAUUAGUUUUGCAGAUUCUUUAAAAAAAAAUGAGCUUGCCUAUUUUCAAAGCAUAAAAAGCAAUAAAAUAAAGCAAAUUAAAGUACUUAUUUUUAAUUUAAAACCUUUGGAUUGCUUAAUGUUUUCCACUAAAUGUUACAAAGUUUUCGUUCAUUGAAAUGUUGUUUUAUCAGCUUUAAAACCAGAUAAAUCCACGAAGCACUCCUAUAAAUAUAUGUCGCCAUAUUGAUUUUUUCGCGCAUGCUCCGUACAAAAUGCCCAGCUGUUCAGUCAAACCAGAUGUUCUCUUGUGAGCAAUAUUGUCCCCACCAUAUUGCAGUUUUGAUAGGCAGAUUGCGUCCAGUGAACUCUAAGGGAACUGGAACGAUAACUUGGCUGCCAUCUUUGAAGCCACUCAUGAUAUGGCCGCCCAGUGGUGAAGCCAGCGUCGUGUGAGCGGUCAUGCAAACGAGCGCCAAAGGCGUGAGGCAUCCUAGGGGGGUACGGAAGCAACCCGCCCCCCCCGGAAAAUUUUUGAAAUAUAGACUCCCAGAAAUGCCAUUUGCAGCAAUCUGAGCAUCAAAUUUCAGGAAAUAGCUUGACCUAAUGAAGGAAAAGAUGUGGAUAUUUUGGCAUAUUUUAGGGGCGCACCAGAUUUGGAAUUUUCAAAUCCGGCCAGAACCGGAUUUACCGGAUUUGGACAAAAAUUCCGGCCGGAUUUGAGAUAAACCGGUAAUGGGGACAAUUGGGGAUAAAUCAGUAUUCAAAAUGGCGGUUUAUGUUUUUUUCUAUUUUUAGUUAGUGUCAGUUUAGAUUUUUGAUUGUGUUUAAACCUUUUUAAAAUAUAUUUUUGUUAAUAACUUAUAUUUUAUAAUAAUAUAAAUGUUUUUUAAACUUCAGAUUGAUGGUUUAUCCUAUUCUUAUUAUCCUAUUCACACUCACACGCAUAAACACUAUUUUCUCACGCAAAAGCAAAAAAAUAGGAAGCGAUCCAACUUUUGUUUUAACGCUUCUCUUCGCAAGCAAAUAUUCCUGUUUAGCUGAAUCAAUAGCUAUAUUUUUCGAGCAGUUGCUGUGUAACGUAUAGUAUUGCGUAAGUUGCACUAUUGCGCAAAUUAGUAAAUUGACACUUAGUUAAUGAGGGAUUUCCCCAGACAACGCUUUAUGUAAAAUAUAAACUGUAAUCUUAUUAAUUUCGUGUGAUGAAUUAGCAUUAUUCGCGCGUGGGCAUGAUAACGCAUUAAAAGCAGCUACAUCUGCUACUUAUGAAUACAACAAAGCACAUAAGCACAAGCUAAAACUCAUUAAUUACAUUUAAAUUUAGAAUGACUUUUACUUUUUAAACAAUAUUAACGAAAUAAAAAAAUAAAUGAAACUUAUAAUUGCAUGCAGAUGUCCAAAAAGUGUUACUUUUGAGAUUUUUUAAUGCCAUUUUUGUACCUUUAGAAUUCUGUUAAUCUUCUCCCAAAUUGCAGGAAAUGGCAUUUCAGAGACUCCAGAUUUAAAUAUUUUCCGGGGGGGGCAUGCCCCCGAACCCCCUAGGUCAACGCCUGCCGACAGCAGGCGCCAGCCUGCCGUCAGCGGGCUAUAUGAAUCAGAUUACAGGAAAUAAUUAAAUCUCACUCAUUUUCAUGCCACAAAGUUGGAAGGUCUGGUACUAUAUCAGUGGUGGAUUUAGGGGGGUGCACACCCCCCAGGCUGGCUCUGGUCAACAGGGGUGCAUGGGGGGUGCAAAAAUGACGUUUAUCCUAAUUCUAACCAACUUAUAUUAAGGAAUACUGGAAUUCAGUUGCGUAUCACUAGUUGACAAUAGCGGAAUAGCCAAUAUUAAAUAUUCUGAAUUUUUAAAUGAUUUUGGUGUGACCCGACUAAUUCGUCAUCAAAUGCUGACGCCAUGGCCCUAGCCAGUGCGCGUUUGAGAGGCAUUCACCCCCCUGAUAAUAUUCCAAAUGGCGGAGGUCCAGGGGGGAAUGCCUCUCAAACGCGCACUGGCGUCAGCAUUUUGAUGAUGAAUCAUGGCGUGGCAGCGGUUACUCAAGUCAACCUUCUGUGUGCCUUUUUAAAAUUUUUUUUUAUUUACAAUCCUUGUCAAAUAAAUGACAGGUUAUAUACCCACAGAGCAGAACACUCCUUUACGGGUUAACCUUAACUAUUUAUACAGAAUACAUAUAAGUGAUAAUUAUUAACAACACGAUUUGACAGAGAGACUAAUCUAAACAAGGGACGACAUGAAUGACAUUUAACACAGAUUGUUUUGAAAGUUUGUGGCACACCAAUGUCAUAAAUUUCUUCAGUCAUUUUCUGAUAGUGAUUAAAGAGAGUUUUUAUUAUAAUAUUUAAGCAGGGAGCCCAUAUCUCCAAGGAGUUUUUCAAUGGGGCCCUAAACUAGAUUACAUUUACUGUCGUUCCAAUUGAAGUGUUCCUCAAAUAUUGAUUCAAUACAUUACCUCGGGCUGACCAAUUCAUUUCAUGAAGUUCCUCGAGAUAUUCAUAAGUGUCCUGUGAAAGAGCCAAUUCCAAGUAUUUGAUCAUUUCAGGUCACUUCCUUUCUAUUUAUGAUUGGUUAGUUGCACAAACAACAAAGGUGAUUGGUGCAUUCAAACUAUUCAACAGGAAGUUUACAAUUAUACUAGGAAGUGUAUGAAUAUUUCGAGGAACUUGAUGAAAUGAAUUGGUCAGCCCGAGGUAAUGUAUUGAAUCAAUAUUUGAGGAACACUUCAAUUGGAACGACAGUGAAUUUGAUUAAUAGAGAGAUUUGAUUGACGUAAAACUUGAUGGUAAACAGUUAAUUCAGUAUUAAACAGUAAACAGUUAAUUUAAUUUCGCAAACAAACACUUAACUCGAGAUUACUCAAAGUUCUCAGAAUACAACUUUACCAAUGACCUAAUUUCCCCGGCGUACUGGUUUGAAUUAUGUUGUUGAUUUGAGCGAAAAUGAUAUAAACAAAUCGUUUUCAACAUUUUACAAUAAGUUAAAUACAGUUAUCAGAAAGCAUGUACCCCUUAUAUUAGGGAAAUUUCAAAGAGUAAAGCAAAGCAUUUAACAAAACCAUGGAUAACUAAAGGUAUCAGGAAAUCAAUUAAAAUUAAGAAUAGUUUAUUUAAUCGCGGUGACAAAGAUAAAUAUAAAUUCUAUAGAAACAAAAUUUUGACACUCACUCGCCAGAGCAAAAAGGACUAUUAUCAUAGAUAUUUUGAGUACAACUUUGCAAACACCUGGGAAAGUAUAAACGAAUUAAUCGGAAGAAACAGUCAACUAGACCUAUCCCGUCUUUAAAAUGUCCUAUAAGCAACAGAAUGAUAUAUGACGAAAGUAAGUUUCCAAAUAUAUUCAAUAAAUAUUUUUCAUCAGUGGGUCAUAAUUUAGCUAGUAAAAUGCCAAAUUCACAAAUUCCAUUCACAAAUUAUCUUCCAAAGAUAAAUAACCCAGGAUCGUUUCAAUUUAAUCCUAUCAUGCCACACGAGAUCGAAAUAGAAAUUAUGUUAAUUCCAAUGAAAAAGGCACAUGGCCUAUAUUCGUGCCCAACUCGUAUUUUAAAAUGCGCUAGACACAUUUUAUCCAAUCCUUUAUUAGUCUCAUACGCAGCCUGUUCGCGGGUCCGAGGUUUUCUCCCUACUAACAGGCUGCUUACUGCAACAACACAUUCCAUUCCAAUUGUUUCAACUUGACCAAUCAGGAAACGGCAGACGUGGUUUCCCGCCAGAUUCAGAAGUGACUAUUCAUUGCUAAACAUAUCUCGGUGUUUACUGCUGUUAAAAAUAUAUUACACGCAUGCUUGCAAUAAUCAACUUGUUUAUAUUCUAUAUGACGGGAGAAGUGCCCUUGGUAUAGCUGAUCUGAUGAAUAGAUACCUUUUAAUGAACUGCUUAGAACAUCUUGAACUUUCAUUUUUUAACCUAUUAUAGAUUUUUACUAAAGUAGUUUUUGGACACAGGACACGCGUUGAUAAUAGCAAUAUUCUUGCUGAAGUGUUUUUAUCCUGUUAAAAUAUUCGUAUUAUUAUUAUUAUUAUUAUUAUUGUCUGGCCUAUUUUUCGUUCUUUUUAAUCUUGAAAUACUUGUUCAAUUUAAUUUCAGUCAAAAUUCCAGAAACAGGACUACCCCUAUAGCAGGGCAUUUGACUGUGGUUUCUGCCUGUUCGGGCGGGCAUUUGACCAAUUAUUUUUUCAAAAGUCAAAUUUCCCGGGGGUUGCCGGGGGGGGGGGGCUGAUCGCGGUUGGAUUUGACUCGUACAUAAUCUCGCUCGACUGAGGUUAUAACGUACUUAAUAAUACACUUAAAUACUACUGAUAUAGUUUUAGUUUUCAUUUAGGCUUGUACAAAAAAUAUGCUGUAAAGCAAAAGUGCUCGCGGGUUUUAUGAGUUCUCAGACUUCUAUGGUUUCAAAAGUGCUCGGGUUUUAUGCGUUCAAUUAAGACCUUUUUACGAAUUACAUUGGUCUUUGCUUUUAAAAAUUCACGUCAAACGUUGCUAUAGUUUUAACUAGCAAAUCAGUGUAUAAAUAUUUUUAUAUUUUUGAUUUCGUGUUAAUUUGAAUGCAGUAAUUUGAAAUUGACAACUUGUCGAUUUCAAAAUAGUUGUUGUUUACAAAUUUGUAUAUUAUAUAUUUUUAUCUAAUUUUGCUCAUGUAUAAAAAAGCAAAAAAGCUACUUAAAGCUACUUAGCCUUUCUAUUUAGGCCUCUAGUUACCGUUCAUCUGCGAUAAUUAAAUCACAUAUAGUCAAUUUAUUAUUUACAGUCAGUCAAAAGGCCUACAAUAUGUAAAAUGAGACGUUUUGAAGAAUAUACACGUCUGUAUUUACACCAGAGAAAAAGAAGGGCAAUGUUCGUAUUAUAUAAAUUAAUACUAAUGUUGGCGAUGCAUUUAAAUUUUUACAAUCACUGGCCAACAAUAUAUACUAAACUAAAGUGCUAUAGCCUAUAUUACUAAAGUAUAUAUUAUAUAAGUAUGUUUUAUCGUAUGUCUUAUGGUAAUUGUCAAUUGUGUAUAGCAUAAAGUGUUGUUUAAUUUUAACUGCAUUGUAUCACAUGAUAUAAUUUGUCCUUUUAUAACAUUCGUGAAGUUUUGAAGCAUUUCUCGUGUUAUGACUUAUGUUCAUGAAUUUUGUUGUUCGUCACAAAAUAAUUUUUAAAGAAAUCUGGUAAAUUAUUAAGCUGGUGGUACCGAAACAUAAAUAAGGCAGUUAAAUAGUCAAUUAUUUAAGAGCAAUGCCUCUGGUGUUCCAUAAACUACCGCUCUGGCAUUAUUCGUGGAACAGGCGAUCGCAUCACAUGAGAGGCAAAUCGAUUUACUGAAGCCUGUAGUAUAGGCGGGUUGACAAACACAUCUCAUUUUUCUUUAAUUAUUGUUCGAAUCGCAUUCUUCUGAUGAUCGUUGAAAGUAGAAAUACGAAAUAAUGGGCGACUUCACACAAUGCUUGAUCAUACGACGCCAUCUUUGUUUCGGAAUUAGUAAAAUAAGCGCGAACGAGUUCCUGAUUUUGGUACUCAGGCUGUGAUUGGCUAAACAAUCGGAAUGGAAUGUGUUGUUGCAGUAAGCAGCCUGUUAGUGGGGAGAAAACCUCGGACCCGCGAACAGGCUGCGUAGGAGACUAAUCCUUUAUCUGAUUUAAUGAAUAAAUCGGUUGAAUGCGGCCAAUAUCCAGCCAAAUUAAAACACUCAAAAGUUAUCCCUAUUUACAAAAAGGAUGAUGAAACCGAUCCUUCUAAUUAUAGACCAAUAUCUCUUCUAUCAAUUUUUAACAAAAUUUUUGAAACAUUGAUGUAUAAUCGUUUAAAAUCUUUUUUUGAGAAACAGAAUAUCAUAUUUAAAUCUCAGUAUGGUUCUCGGGAAAAAUAUUCAACUCAGCAUGCAAUUUUAGAUAUAGUAAAUCAAGUCCAAUCUAACAUGUCUCGUAAAUUGUUCACUUGUGGUAUUUUUAUCGAUUUGCAAAGGCAUUUGACACUGUAAACUACUCAAUACUUUUAGAAAAAUUGCAUCAUUAUGGAAUAAGAGGCAUUAUAAACGAUUGGUUUUCCUCUUACCUGUUAGGUCGUAUCCAAACUAUUCAAAUGGGUGUAAAUAUAUCUGAAAAAGAAGAAACUCUUUCUGGCGUUCCUCAGGGAUCUCUCCUGGGACCGCUACUAUUUUUAAUUUAUAUAACUCCUCUGAUAAACUGACGUUUUCCUUAUUUGCAAAUGACACCAACUUGCUAUAUGCUGACAAGAAUUUAAAAACACUAGAAAAUAUUGUCAAUGCUGAACUUCUUAAUAUCUAUAACUGGUUAACAGCAAAUAAAUUAUCCUUAAACAUCAAAAAAUGUAAUAUCAUUAUUUUUCAUUCUUACCAAAAACGGCUGGAUUAUGCGGUAGAUUUGAAGAUGUAUGAUGCACAGUCCAAUACUUUCGUCUCACUAGCAACUAAAAAUUACAUUAAAUACCUUGGUGUUCUCAUGGACUCAAAUCUUUCAUGGAAAUUUCAUAUUGGGUACAUCGCCUCUAAUCUUAGCAAACGAAUUGGCAUAAUUGCUAGGCUGCGUCAUUUUGUACCAGUUAGUACUCUAAUAAGUAUCUAUAAGUCCCUUAUGCUGCCUUACCUAACUUAUGGUAUCGUUGUAUGGGGACGUGCUACCAAAUGCUACAUUGAUAAAAUCCUUAAACUCCAAAAACGCGCUCUUCGUUUAAUAUAUUAUGCACACUAUCUUUCUCAUGCCAUUCCUUAUUUUCAGUCAGCUAAUGUUCUGCCAAUAAAUUUGCUUUAUUACAAAUCAGUAUCAAUACUAAUGCAUGACGUAUCAAAAACAGUAGUACCCCCAAAUAUUUCGGCUUUGUUUACCCCAUUAAGUCAGGUACACGAACACAACACCAGUUCUUCCACUAGGAAGAACUUCCACGUUGAAUAUUCAGGUUUAGAUGUGCAAAGCAAGUCAUUCUCAAGAAUGGGAGGUAGAAUUUGGAAUAGCAUUCCUACAGAACUACGUGAAAAACCAAAGAAUCACUUUAAAAAAGUUUUACAUAGAAAGUUACUUUAAAUAUUAGAAAAGAAAGACGAUUAUAUUGAUAUUCUAACAAUACAAAAAGAAAUCGCAAUAAUCUAAAAGUUAAAUCAUUUUACGAUUUUGGACUUUAGUCUGAUCAUUCGUUAGAGUUUGUGUUUGAUCACUCGUUAGAGAUUAUGUUUGUAUAUAUGGUGAAUGUAUUUCUAUCGUAUGCCUUUUGGUGAUGAAUAGUGCUUGUAUUUACUAAAUGAAUACUGAAAUCUUCUUUAAUUCCGAAUGUGUGUAGUUGCUGUCCACCACGAUUAGCUUUUGCUACUUGUGGACAGCAAGAUUUUUAUUGAUUUUGUAAAUUAGUUUGACAUAAUAAAUUGAAUUGAAUUGAAUUGAAUUCAAUAAAAACUGUUUUGAAAUGUUAAUGUAUUUGCACGGGGAAUAUGUAAUGUAAUUUGAGCUGUUCCAUGACUGUUUUCCCUGGUCACGUGACAAGUUGUCUUUAUUUGGAUGUUCUGGUCCUGGGAUGAAACAAGCAUUUUGUACAGAUAUACGAUAUCAAGAUAUUCAUGCAAUCAUGCCAGUAUGACAGUGGUAACAGACCAGUUUUUAUGAGUCUCUCUUUGUAUGAUAUACCCGACAUGAAUGGUAAUGAUAGAAUAUAUCUGGUUGCGCGGCGUUGAACGUUUUCAAUUUGAAGUAUCAGUGAUACCGAUUGUGACACAGAAUACUACACAGAAGUCCAUCUCCAUUGUUUUUUUUGCGUAAGCGCUAUUUGUCAUGAUUCGUCACUCAGCAAGUACCGUAAACAGAAGCAGUCACCCCCCUGGACGUUCGCCAUUUUUAGUAUUUCCAGGGGGGGACUGCUUCUGUUUACGGUACUUGCUGAGUGACGAAUCAUGACGAAUAGCGCUUACGCAAAAAACAAUGGAGAUGGACUUCUGUGUAGUAUUUUGUGAUUGUGGUGACCAGACUUGUGUACAAUAUGCCAACUGACUUCUAACCAUGGUCUUGUGCAGAGCAAGGAGAGUUUUCUCAUUACGGAUGUCCAGUGAAGAUCUUUUGAUGUAGCCAAGCAUUUUGUUAGCUUUGGCAAAGACCGUAGACACAUGCUGGUUCCAUUUCAAGUCGGAUGAGAUCACAACACCGAGAUCUUUCUGAACAUUUGUUUUGCUGAUUGGGAUGUCCUUAAGGAGGUAGCUGAACUUUACUGGCUUAACAUUUCUAGUCACAGAGAGAACUUCACAUUUAGAUUUAUUUACGUCCAUUCGCCAUUCUUGGCACCAUUCAUUAACACCAUCCAGAUCGUUUUGGAGAUACUGAGCGUCUUUUAAAGUUCUGACUGCACGAUAAUAACAUUUAGUAUCAUCAGCGUACAUUGCUAUAGAAGAUGAAGAUGUUGCUUGAGGAAGGUCGUUCACGUAGAGAAGAAACAACAAAGGUCCAAGUAUUGAACCCUGGAAAGUACGGGGAGUGGAUGAGAGGUCUUUCCAAGCACGGUUACUCUUUGAUGGCGAUUUGAGAGGUAGUCUUCAAACCAAUUCAACAGAGUUCCGCUGAUUCCAAUAUUCUUCAACUUAUUGACCAUCAGUCGAUGAUCAACUCUAUCAAAGGCUUUUGCGAAGUCGAGAUAAACCAUCUGUGACCAAGGCGUCAAAAACAGCCGAAUUGCGCGUGCGCGAACGUCGUAAGCCAAUCAGAAACCAACAAACCUAAUAUAAAAUAAUAUAGCUAGUCAUGAAAUUCUGAAAAUGCAUGACCAAAACACACAGCAAACAAACCACGCAGCAAUCACACGCAAUCGUUUUCCACGCUCUUACGCAACCAGUCAUGCAUGUGAAAAUAUGCAGGACCGCUCAGUUGCCAAGGUAACAGCCAAAACAAUAACAUACGAGAAUAUUUAGCGAAAAUAUCGCCUAAAGACCAUUGAUUUGGGUAAACAAAAUAAUAAAUAAAAUACUUAGGCGUAGAAGUGCAAAGGUAAAGUAUAAUUCUAUUGUAAACAGUUAUACUGAACUGAUUUUUUAACAGACCGCUGGCUUCGCCACUGGGCCUAUGACAAUGAUUCGACCAUAUUUAGAAUCGCCAAAUUACAGCGAUUCCAAAUAUAUAUAUAUAUAUAAAUGAUCUGCGUUUCAUCAAAAUGAUCGACGAAAUUUUUAUUUUUUCAUUUUUGUCAAAUCUUGACACUUUGUUCUGCAAUUUAUGCCAGGCUCCAAACCCGUCCCCUGCCUGCAUCGCGCCGCGAACCCGCGCGUCUGAGUUGGAGCCUGGGGACGAGGCUGAUAAAAACAGUCAUUGGCAAUAAGCCAGCUCCCAGGGCAUCUAACGUAGUCGUCCUCCCAGCAUAAAGAUCUAAAAUUCUCCUUUCAAACAAAUCAAUCUUACAAAUCGGUAACCAAAGGUGCCACAGAUUGUUUGAAUUUUAAAUUCAAUAUACUCUCGGAGUACAUUUUCAUAAACACUUAAAAUGGAAUGAGCAUGUAAAAUGACUGCAUCUUCAUGCUACGGCACACGUAGCAUGAAGAUGCAGUCAUUUUUACAUGCUCAAGUCAUUUUAAGUCAUUUUUUAAGUCAUUUUAAGUCAUUUUUUUUAUUAUUAUUAUAUUACAGCAAAAAUAUUCAGUAUGACGUUUAUAACUCCACUAAGCAAGUUCUUAAGGGCUUUCGCUCUGGACAAGAGGAUAAACUGCAUACUCAAUUAACCUGUCAAGGCUCUUUCUUCACUAAUAUAACAAAGUUCUCACUGUCCCAACUCACUAAAAUUUGGUCUGCGUGCCAAUCGAACCUUCCGAAAAACAUAUUCAACUUUACAGUUCGAUACAUCAAUAACUCCCUUCCAACGCGCCAAAACCUUGCAAGAUGGGGUUUAUCACCGACUUCAGACUGUUUGCGAUGUCUAGCUCCUGAGACACUUCUGCACGUAGUAGCUGGUUGCCAAUCGUAUCUAGAACGAUUCACGUGGAGACAUGACUCCGUUCUAAACUUUCUCGCUACAAAAGUCCAUCAAUCAUCACUGGUGACACCUACCGUCCAGAUUUGCUUCUUUCAACCUCAACCGGAACACUCUAUAUUGUUGAACUUACAGUUGGCUUCGAAUCAAAUCUUCAAAAAAACGUUGAGCGUAAAAAAUCAAUAUAUAAAAAAUUAAUUAGGGAACAAAAUGAACAUUUCAACUCAGUAAAAUUUGUAAAUCUUUCGAUUAGUUCUCUUGGUGUUUUCAGUAAAGAAUGUUCUACUUUCAUAGAAAUGCUUAAUGAUUUUGGUUUUCAAAAGCAACAUCAGAAUUACUGUAUUAGAAGAAUGACGACGAUUGCAAUCAGAACAACGUAUUAUAUAUUUUGUUGUCGAAACAAGGAAUGGAUGAAUCCGGAACUGUUAAUUAAGUGUUUAAACGUUGUACUGUCAUUUUGUUAUCUUAAUAGUAUAAUUUUUGCAUAUAUAAUCAGUGAUUUAAGUAGCCAGUUGUAAAUUACCUGAUAUAAGUGAGAUUUGCAAUUGUAUAUAUAAGCUAAAUAUCCAUUUAAUAAAGUUUUCAUUAUUAUUAUUAUUAUUGAUUCCGAAGUUAUCCGAUCCUAUCGUAAACUUUGACCUUCAGCCCCCAACAUAUCGCCAAGUUACAACAAACAUUAUUCGCAGAAUGAAAGCUUCUGGAUCGCCUUGUCCUUUAGAUCAACUUUCAAUAAUUUGCUUCAAACGUUGUCCAUUUUUGCGCACAUAUCUAACCGAAGUGAUACGUAACGUCUGGUCUUCGAAGUCUGUACCAGCUGAAUGGAAAAAAGCGUGUUCUAUUCUUAUCCAAUUUCCGCCCAAUUAUUCUAGAAACUAUACCACUAAAAGUGUUUACCUCUUGUCUCCGCAAUGCUAUGUUCUCGUUCCUAACUGCUAAUAACUUUAUUGAACAUCAGAUUCAAAAAGGUUUCACUCCCAAUUUGUCUGGCACUUUGGAACACACUGCUCAAAUGACAAAUAUUAUCAACCAAGCGAGAAUAAAGCAGCGCUCUGUUGUCAUCACCCUUCUCGAUCUCAAGAAUGCUUUUGGUGAAGUGCAUCAUAAUCUAAUUCAAUCUGUCCUCGACUAUCAUCACAUACCCAAAGACGUUAGUGAAAUAAUAAAGAGCUUGUAUACGGACUUCAAUACUGCAUUUAUAACAUCAGAAUUCUCUACCCCAUUUAUAACUGUCGGUCGUGGAGUUCUUCAAGGAGACUGUCUUAGUCCUCUAAUUUUUAAUAUGUGCAUCAAUACCUUUAUGCAACAUAUAAAAACCGACAAAUACCGGCAAUUUGGUUUCAUUACAAAUCUUUUAAACCCAGUCCAUUGGUUCCAGUUCGCUGAUGAUGCUGCGGUAAUAAGCGGUCAAGAUUCAGAAAAUCAACAUCUUUUAAAUCGAUUCUCGAUCUGGUGCCAGUGGUCUAACAUCAUUGUCAGGGUUGAUAAGUGUUCAACAUUUGGGAUCAGGAAAAGUCUGACAAAAUCUAUCCAAUAUCUAUAUAUAUAUAUAUAUAUAAUACACGCUUGUAAAUAAGUGUAAUUGCUCUGAAGAUGUUGUGAACAAUACAACGAAACGUUAGCCAAUAAUAAAUUUUAUACUUUGUUAUGUCUUGUCUGAAAUUCAUUUGCUGGGCUUUUUCAUUUUUAAAUAAACAUUUAAAAGUGGUACGGUACCAAAAAUUGAGCGUAGUGUAAACGGGGCUAAAAAAGCGCUACACUUUGUGUUAACAAUAAGAUAACAUGCAGACCGUUGUGCUACCCGUCCGCCCCUAACGUCUUGUUUUUGCAACGUAGAUUAAUGCGUUUAUUUUAUUUUAUUUGUUGGUAUGAUUUAAAUGUAAACAUUUAAAUUGUGUUUUCCAGGCUAGUGUAAACUCCAGUGAUCCUGCAAAGACACCUGCAAUGUGGUUGGAACAUGAUCAAACAUCCCAGAGAAGGCAAAACUUAGAAGAAAAUAAAACGUCUUUAACAUACACAGAUCCUCUGCACGUUGAUACUUUCUCAGAUCACAAGUACAGUAAUCGAAGUACAUCUUUGAAGAGAUGCAGUAGUUCCAGCCGGAAUGAUACAUAUAAAUCAACAACGCAAUAUGUUUUCACAGACGUGAAGGAGCGUCAUCACAAGAGAAGAUCUGGAAACGAGAAAGUUGUUGACGUGGUUCCACCUAAAAGUCCUCAUAGUGGUUCAAACAAUGAUGCCCGUAGCGCACUAGCCAGUAACAAGAAUAAGUGGCACAGCAUCUACCGAAACACAGCAGUAGACGAUAGAUGCCAAAUGCAAAAUUUAAAGAAAAAUGACCCAAUUGUUGAGGUGGAUGUAGCUACUGAAACCUGUUCAAGUGGAAAUUUGUCCAGCAAUGACUUCACUUCCCAUAGCAUGCCCAAGAAGAAUGUUCCACUUAAUUUUGUCACUCGAGAAGUGAGUUGCAAGGAGAAUGCUACCGAGGAGCCCAAAGUUUGGACAAGUGCAAGUCCAUACAGCAGUGACUGCAAAGAACAGGGGUUGGUACAAAAAGAGCACAAGCUAACCAGUGAUUCUUACUCUCAGCCAGAACGUGAUAAAGAAUCACUGCCAACACUGGCACGGAAGCAAACAAGUUCCUUUGAAGACAACGAAAUUGUAGUGAGCUCGAAGAAAAGUAAGUAUACAACACAAAAACUGCCACAGCAACGACAAAGUUCUUUGAAUUGCAGUGGUGCUGUAGUUAGCUCGAAGAGAAAUAAUUUUUAUGGCCAGUCUAAUACAGAGCAUGUGAAAAACGGAAGACAUAUAGAAACAGUUGCUUUCACACAGUUCAACUCAACCGACCAAUGGUCUACUGGCAGUAGUAGAGCCAUAAAAGAUGAAGGUUGUUUGAAUGGCAAUAGGGCUAAUUCUCUUCCGCCUGCUGAAGUUGACUUCAAUGCAAAUUCGCGUUCUAGCAACUUAGAUAUAUCCGUAAAAGGUAAAGAUGAAAAUGUUACAUUUGCCGUUCCUCCACACACAGUCUCUUCAAAUGAUGUGCAAGAUAUUAAAAGUAAUGAUUUGGUGGAAAGCCCAUUAGACAAUGUACCUAUAGAAACGCAUGAAGAAUGUUUUUCACAACAUCCAAGUCUCGAAACGUGCCAACGGGGUAGUCGACACGAAAUAAAUGUAGGAAUAACCGAGAGCAACUCUGUUGGGUAUAGUUCAGCACAAACAGAGAAAUUGAAGAAAGGGGAAGAUCAGUUAAAUAACAAUGCCGUCAUUGGAGAUAAUCCUAAAGAUGUUGUCAAUGAGAACAUUACUACUCAUGAUGCUUCAGAAAUCUCACUGAGUGAAGAAACGGAAAGUGUAUCUGAUUCAAUCUCAGUUUCCUUUAAAAUGAGCGAUGCAACGGAGGGCAGCAAACACAGCAACUGUAUCCGUGGGAGAAAAAUCCUUGCCUACGCGAGAAUUUCAGUUAAAAAUGAUUCAAACCGUGACAAGCAAAUGCCAAAGAACAAAGAAGUACCUGAAAACAAAUACCGCGAACAUUUAGACAUUGGUACUGAAAUAAGCGAGGGAUAUAACGGUGGAGCAGUUCAAGGAGAAUAUGUUGUCGUCGUGAAGAAUUUACCAAACUCUGUGUCCAGCAAACAACUUUAUGAAAUCUUUAGUAAGAAGUGCCCGGGGAUAAAAGAGACCAGACUCACACAACCAGGCUGUGGUGAGGUUGUGUUUGACAGUAAAAAGGAUGUAGAAAUUUGCUUAAGAAGAAAACAUACAGUUUAUGAAAAGACGCUACCUGUUUUUCUUAAAGAAGAUAAGCCUUCAAAUGCCCGUUGUCACGAGCGGAAGAGUAAAGAAAAAAUAGAAAAGCAAAAGCUGCCAAAAAAAGAACAACAAAGAAAACAGCAGGGGCAAGACAAGCAACAGAUAGAGCAACAAAAACAACGAAAACGAGGAGAACAACGACUACAGCAUCAGCAACAACGACUGGGAGAAAAGCAACAACAACUACAGCAUCAGGAACAACAACAGAAAAAACAACAGCAACAACAGCAACAACAACAACAACAAAAGCAUCAGGAACAACAGAAAAAAGCCCACCAACGACAACAACAACAACAACAACAACAACAACAACAACAACAACAACAACAACAACAACAACAACAACAACAGCAGCAGCAACAACAACCGCCACGAAAACAACAAUUAAAACCACCACAAAAACAACUGUCGUCGCAACAACAGCGACAAGGAAAAAAAGACGAAGAUAGUGAAAAACUGCUAUUUUUGCCUCAACAGCAAGUAGCUCUACAACAGCAGCAACAAGCGAAACAACAGCAGGAACAACGACAACGACAACAGAAGCCAAACAAUCACGUAGUCCAGCUUCGUGGAUUCCCCCUGGAUACCGGUGAACAGGAAAUUCGGAAGUUCAUUAAAGACCAGUGCGAGGGUGUGGAAAUUUUAAAUCUUGUUAGAACAGAAGAGAAGUGCUUCUGUCUAAAGCUAAAGUCACAAGACGAUUGCCAAAAAGUAUACGAAACUUUACGAGGAUCGUCUUUUAAAGAUGCAGAAAUAAAACCAACUUGGAAAAGACCACCAAAAGAAAUCAACCAGGACAAACUAUAUGUUGUCGUGAAAAAUGUACAUCCAAAUAUUAGCAAGAAAGAUGUAAAGAACUAUUUCGUAAACUGUCAAGGCGUUGUUGAUAUUAACGUAACAAAAGAAGGCAAAUUAACUUACGCACUCGUGUAUUUUACGUCCGUAAAUUCUGCUGGCGAAGCGAUAAAGCGAAUGAAUGGAUUUCGUGUUGGAGGGAAAAAGCUUGAAGUAACAGCAGGUGUUGGAAUAUCAGAAGAAUUAGAAUGGAGAAAAUUAGAACGUCAGCUUCAGGAGUAUUCAGAGCAUGUGCAGAAGCAGAAAAAAUAUCUUCUCACUAAAAAUGACGAAAAACUGAAAGUUCUUGAAAAUAACAUCCCUGCUUCACAACCGCAGCGAAAACUGAUUUCUCUUGAAGAAUUCAAUCGUCGUAAAGAAACAAGGAAAACAUACGAAGGGAAAAAACAAGAGCUUAUUGAGCAAAGAAACGAGUUUGAAAAGAAGUUCCAACAACUUUUAGAAAGCUUUAAUCAGCAAAUUGAAGAUCACCGAAGUGUUAGCAACAAGAAAGGAAUCGAAGAUAUUUUGAAAAUUCACAAACAUAUAACUGACAGGGAAUUUAGAAAGUUUAAGGCAAGUUUACCGAUUUAUGCGAAGCGUACGGAAAUCUUGGAAACUGUCGGUGGUAGUCAGAUUGUGGUUCUUGUUGGGGAAACGGGUUCUGGGAAAAGUACACAAUUGGCGCAAUAUCUAGCGGAGGAAACGUGGAGUCAAGGUAAAAAGAUUGUUGUAACGCAACCUCGAAAGAUUGCAGCAAUAAGUUUAGCAAAGUACGUUUCUGAAGAAUAUGGAUGUAAGGUUGGCCAAGAAGUAGGAUAUCAUGUUGGUUUAGAUAAGAAGAUCAAUAAAAAGACAAUUAUCAAGUUUGUUACUGACCGUAUUUUAUUGAACGAAGUUCUGAAAGGCGGCGAGAUGAUGCAACAAUAUUCGUGUAUUGUUAUCGACGAAGCGCAUGAAAGAUCUAUUCACACAGAUUUACUUGUGGCCAUGUUGAAGCGACAGCUCACUUUAAGCUCUCAUCUUAAGCUCGUCGUAACGUCGGCUACGUUGAAUACCGAGGUGUUCCGAAGAUAUUUCGACAAUUGUCCUUUGGUGACAGUGCCAGGAAGGACAUUUCCCGUCGAGCGGGUUUAUGCAAGGGGAAGACCUGAAGAUUAUGCUGAUGGUGUGUAUGAGAAGGUGAUGGAGGUUUGUGAAAGCGGAGAACAGGGAGAUAUUCUCGUGUUUUUGACGCAGCAGAAUGAAAUUGAGAAGACAUGUGAUAGGUUAAAGAAGAAAUUAGAAACGGGAAGUGCCAUCCUUCCACUUCAUGGAAAGUUACAAUCAGAUGAACAACAGAAGGUACUUCACUACUUUUGCUUAUUUUUUAGUAUAUUAUACUAGAAAGAGAAAGUUUUAGGUUGCAUCGUCGUUUUUCGCGCGCGAAUGCAUUUCCCUUUGAUGAUCAUCCCAAUUGCAACCUUAACCGUAAAUAUUUGUUUGUGCGAAA